UUUACUUUAUUUCUCUGUUAGUAUGUCGAUUUCAUAUCGUUGUGGUUUUUGUAGCUAUUUUCAGCGUUGUCUUGUUACACUUCCAGCGUUUAUUUAUCUGUGCAGGCGGGAUAAUUGUGAAAAAAGAAAACAAAAAAAGAAACCACCUAGUUAGCUAACUGGCUAACGUGAAGCUACUAUAUUGCGGAUUUGUUUUCUAGCUGAUAAAGUAUUUUCCAUUCCAGUACACAUUAUUGAUAUGUAGGCGUAAACACCUGUAUACAACAAGCUGAUAUUGUCGCUAGUUUGUUUCUUGUCAGCUGGACUGUUUUAGGUUAUAACUGAAUAUAAUUGACUUGUAUUGCCCCCCCCCCCCCCCCCCUGCUGUUUAUCAGUGUAGUUAUUAACGAACAGUAGAGGUUUACGGUGGUUUAGCCGCCAGUGUAUUAGCCCCAUUUUCAGGGAUCUUGCGCUUGAGGCUAAAACACCAUCCCUGAUUUUAGAAAGCAUUACAAGAAUUUCUUAAUUCUGUUUCAGAUAGCUUUAUUCAAUUCAGAUGAUCUUCAAAAGCUCAGCAAAACCAAAACAUAAGUAUGAGAAGUGAAACUUUUGCUACGAAAUACGAGUGGUUUCGAGUCUGUUGUUUAUAUGCAUGUUGAGUUCGUUUCUAAGUUAAUUAAUACCGUCAAAAUCUUAACGUAACUUUUCAUCCUACUUUGGAGGAAGGAUUAUUGCUUGUGUUUAACAUCUGAUAUGGGACACGACUAAAGACAAGAGAAAUUCAAAUUAUUCACGUCAAACGGUACUAAAGACGAGAAUUCAACAUCGCGCCGAAUUCGAACCUGCGAACCAGAAGACUAUUCUUAGAAUGAUGAUCGGAUCUUUAGAAUUAGGAUCUUAGAAUUUACAUUUAAAAUGUCCUCUGAAACUGCUCUGUUGUUGAGCUGCACAGAUUUAGACCUGCAAACCCUCCAUUUGAUUCAGGUAGCCCAGGCAGCCAUGGCACAGGAUGGUGUUAUUUUGCAAUUCAGUUUCGCCACAUUCGGUGAUUCCAUGCUCCAGAAGAUGGAUGCACUUCGAAAAGACCGACGUUUCUGCGAUGUCAUUGUGCACAUCAAUGACCUUGAGAUUCCUGGUCACAAAGUUGUGUUUGCUGCUGGCUCUCCUUUCCUCAGAGACCAGUUUUUCCUUCAGGACUCACAUGAAGUUGAAAUAUCAAUACCGCAGGAUGCAGAAGUUGGACGGAGACUACUACUCUCUUGCUAUACAGGGACACUCGAGUUUCCGGAGCUGGAACUGGUUCACUAUCUAACUGUCGCCAGUUUCUUACAGAUGGGCCACAUUGUGGAGCAAUGCACAAAAGCCCUGAAUAAGUUUAUUCAGCCUCAGAAAGUUGAAGAUUCCCAUCAUUCUCAUCAGACUUCCAACAUUAACACACAGCAGCAAGAGCCAACACAUAUUGAAACAGUGUUUGAUGACGAUGAAGAGGUGGAGAAUGUGAUUGAAGAUAAUAAUGAUGUCAUCAUUGAACCAAGAUCACCUCCUGUGUUUCAGAGGAAAUGCCAAGGAGAAGAGAGUCCCAUCAAUAUCAUUAAAGUGGAAUCAGUGGAUGAUAGAAUGCAGAUAUCUCAAAAUUUACAGAACGGUCCUGCACGGUCCCCUGCACAGUGUUCCCCAGAGCCCCAGCACUCACUCAUCAACUCAACCGUAGAGACGCGGUCUGCUGAGAUGACCCCUAAUGCCACGCUUGACUAUGCACUCUCCUGUCCUGGUCCGAGUGGCUCAGGGAAGGAGAAUGUGUGGAGCUGCUCUCAGAAUACUGACAAAGGCAUGCAAUGGUACCACCAGUGCCCAAAAUGUGCCCGUGUCUUCCGCCAAUUGGAGAACUAUGCCAACCACUUGAAGAUGCAUAAGCUGUUUAUGUGCCUCCUCUGUGGCAAGACGUUCACACAGAAAGGGAACCUGCACCGGCACAUGCGUGUUCAUGCCGGAAUCAAACCAUUCCAGUGCAAAAUAUGUGGCAAGACAUUCACACAGAAGUGCUCGCUGCUUGACCACUUGAACCUGCAUAGUGGCGACAAACCGCACCGCUGCAAUUACUGUGAAAUGGUGUUUGCUCACAAACCUGUCCUGCGCAAACAUCUGAAGCAGAUCCAUGGCAAAAACAGUUUUGACAAUGCCAAUGAAGGUAGCAUGCUUGAAGGGUUUUAAAUCUACUACAGUUUUCUACUAUGGCUACUAAAGACUUGUGAAAAGACUGAUGUAUUAUUAAACUGAAUUAUCCUGUAUAUAUGGAAGGUCCUGUAUGCACACUAAUGGUUAACACAUAUCCAUCAUAUGAACUCCAUUACUUGUUAUUCUGUAGUUGAUCAUUGUACUGGAUUCAACAGCUGCUGUUUUGUAAUUUUAAAUGAAUGGUUGGCUUUUCCUCUGAGGUUCAACUCAUGAUUUCACCAAGCUGGGUCCUUAAAUCCUCAUCAUCUCAGUUGUAAGUCACUUUUUAGAUAAAGGCAUCAGCUUUUCUAUACUGGAUAUAUAGUAUGUGUUUUUAGUGGGACCUCUGUGAAAUACGCAUGAAACCUCUGUCAUGUGUUUGUCUGUCUUUUCAGUGUAAAUUCAUACAUAAAUAGAACAAUUUUUCUAACUUUACAGGUGAGGUUACUGGUGAACUUGUGCUUCAUUGAAUGUCAAUUAUACAUAAAUCAGCUUAGGGUCAGUCCAUAUGAAAUCACUGGAGGCCUCCCAACUGACUAUGUCUAGUUUGUGAAAGUAUUAAAUCAAUGUUGUUAUUCCCAGUAAACACCAUACAAAAUU
Molecule: messenger RNA, 2793 nt
Organism: Neoarius graeffei (lesser salmon catfish)
Lineage: Eukaryota; Metazoa; Chordata; Actinopteri; Siluriformes; Ariidae
Gene: zbtb26
Product: zinc finger and BTB domain containing 26
Exons: 2
Coding region: 895-2190 (431 amino acids)
Biological process (GO): regulation of transcription by RNA polymerase II
Cellular component (GO): nucleus
Molecular function (GO): RNA polymerase II cis-regulatory region sequence-specific DNA binding; DNA-binding transcription factor activity, RNA polymerase II-specific; protein binding
Source: RefSeq, a predicted model, not a curated record